GGCAGCCUGCACAGCCGCUGCAUAUUGGCGUGCCGGUGCUAUGUAUCUCCGCAGGGCAGUCUCCAAGACCCUGGCGUUGCCUCGGAGGGCGACCCCUGGGCCCGCACCGCAGGCGAAGGACGCAUCUCUUCGCCAGAUGUCAUCAAGCAAAUUCCCUGGGACAUCUGGCACCAAUAUGAUUUAUUACCUGGUUGUAGGUGUCACAGUCGGUGCUGGUGGAUAUUAUACUUACAAGGCAGUCACAUCAAAGCAAACCAAACAUACAGAACAUGUAACAAAUUUGGAAGAAAAAACGAAAAUGGAGUUACAGCCAGUUCAAGGUGAAAAUGAUCAUGAAGCUGGGACAGUGUGGUCACAUGCCCCGGAAGUUUCUGUAGAGGAAGCUGAAUUGGUAGGUGCCCAGAAAGCCCCAGAGGCUGCAGCUGGAAUUCCAGAAGUGGCUUUGGCCUCACCCACUGCUACAGAUGCUCCAGUGCUGGAGACAGCCACAGACAGCGCUAAUGCUGAGCUGGCGCUUACCGAUACUUCUGCAGCUCCCACAGGCCAAAACACACAGGGCACCUCUGAAUCCACCCUGGAGGUCGAGAGUGCAGCUCCAGACCAGGCUGAUGCCAGAAGUAACGAUAAAGGAACCAUAGAGGACAAGAGCUUUGAGCACAGUGCUGAACCAGAAGAAAACCCUUCCAUCGGCUCAGAACCCUCUGCUCGGCCUGAUGCACAGGAAGAAGCUGAGGUCAGAACAGAGGCCUCCUCAGCUCAAGGCUGAUCUGCCCCAGACAGUUCUGCAAAAUUUGAUAGUCGUUUUUGUAUUUUUAGUAAGCUUAGCUUUUAAAGGCUUCUUUCUAGAUUACUUUAAUAUGCCCUAAAGACUUUGGCAUUUACUAGUAUGUUUGGGUUGGGAAUUGGGGAUUUUGCAUGUCUUAAUAGUUUUCUACUAAGAUCAGGCUAUGACAUUGGAGUAAAGAACUUAAAUAGUGUCAUCUUUGAAUUUACAUUUUACAUUUUGGAGAUUGAGUUAUCUAUGCAACUUGCAUUUAGUUUAAUUUUGCUCUGCCUUUCUCUUAUAUGUAAGUUUGUAUUAUUGAGUUUCAUUUGAACUCAU
Nannospalax galili (Upper Galilee mountains blind mole rat) is the source of this 1102-nucleotide messenger RNA. RefSeq names its product mitochondria localized glutamic acid rich protein (gene Mgarp). The record is from RefSeq and is a predicted model, not a curated record. Bases 41 to 766 code for a protein of 241 amino acids. The transcript has 4 exons. Lineage: Eukaryota; Metazoa; Chordata; Mammalia; Rodentia; Spalacidae. Gene Ontology annotation, biological process: anterograde axonal transport. Gene Ontology annotation, cellular component: mitochondrion; mitochondrial outer membrane.